CGCGGCCGACGGGUAGAAAUGGCGGUUGGGGCGGAAGGAGGGGCUGGGGCGGGAAGCAGCGCAGGCUCGAGGCUCCAGGGCGCUGUUCCGCCCCCGCCCCGCCGAGGAUCCUGGUGCAGGGGUGUUUCACGAGCUGUCCUCCUCUCUCGGCCCCGGCCUCCCGGGCUGCGGAGGGCCCGCUAGGAAGAAGCCGUCACCCGUUACUUUGAACAAAGGAGACGGCCCCACAGGCCAGGCGACGGCCCGGCGCGGCCACUGCAGAGACGCAGAAACGUUCCCUAAAAUGGCGGCCGGCGCGCGGGGGCGGGGCUGGCGGGGCUUCCGCUCGCGGCGCGGGCGGGGCGGGGCCGCAUUCACCCACCGGAGCCCAUGGCCGCCGCGCCAGACUCGGGCGAGCCCGCCAAGGGGAAGCCCUUUAAGCUCCUAGGAAUUUUAGAUGUUGAGAACAUUCCCUGUGCUCGGGACUCGGUAUUGUAUGGUUCAUUAGGAUCUGUUGUGGCUGGCCUUGGACAUUUUUUAUUAACUAGUAGGAUUAGAAGAUCAUGUGAUGUUGGAGUAGGAGGAUUUAUCUUGGUGACUUUAGGAUGCUGGUUCCAUUGUAGGUAUAAUUACGCAAAGCUAAGAAUCCAGGAAAGAAUUGCCAGAGAUGGAAUUAAAAAUCAGAUUCUCUACGAAAGUACCCACCUUGAUCCUGAAAGAAAACAAAGCAAGAGCGGCAGCUGAGCAGGGUCUCAAGCAUCAAAAACCCGACGGUGGCUGCAGGAGUCGCUGCGAAUCACAUGGAGGGUAGCCGAUCACCCUCGUGUGCGCGUGUCCCACCAGACUUUCAGUCACAUAAAAUUAAAUAAAAGAUGUGUGUGUUGCAGUUUUUUUUUUUUUUUUUUAACACUUUUACGAAGGCCCACACACUUGCUCUGGCCCUUGCUCUACUGCCAGGAAAAGCAUCUUUUGGACUUGCCGAACUUGGUGCAGAGACCAGAGUAUAAACAAGAGUCUCCUGCUGGAUUUCCAAACUCCUCUUAGAGACAAAUGACUGUACUACUGCACCUUGUUAAAAAUGAGGCAGUACUCCCCAGUUUCUAAAGUCAGUACCUUUGUCAGAACACUAAAUGUUUUUUCUGACUUUGCAAAUUGCUAUUUUUAAAAACGAACACUCACUGCUUGACCCUAUUCUUCCAUUUCUUAGAACAGGUAGGUCAUCUCCCCAAAAGUAAAGAUAAAGGUAGUUUUUAAACGCUCUAUGUGUUUCUGGAUGUAUGCAGUGUUUUGGAAUUUAGACACCUGGCACGCACAGAAGUAUCUUCAGAACUAGUCUGAUGCAAAACCACCACAGAUCACACACACAUCACUACACUAAUAUGUCAUUUAGAAUUCAAUCUGCUGCUAUUAAAAAAGGGCAAAAAAACAAGGCACCCAACCAAGUCCACAGCAUUUAUUCAUUCAGGAAAAAAACUCUCCCUCUCCAAAGCAAUGCAAUUUGUUUUCAUGUCAACAUUACUUUAAUAGAAUCUUUUAAAUAUAACACAAAACACAAGCUAGAGGUGUUCCUGGUUAAGAAAUCAUGAAAAAGACCAGCAGACAAGGACUCUGGCAUCAUUAAUGAUCCUGUUACUUGAUUAUCACGGUACGCCAGAGAAGGUGAAGCUAUCCUGAGAUUUUAUCUUGUUCUCUCACGGCUUUUCAAGGGGGAAGUGGGGAGUGCGUGCUCUGUCUGGUUCACAGGAAGGAGCAUCUUCCCUCCUGCGCCCACUUUUCCUGGGGUCCUUCCGAGGGGCAGCGCACGCAGGCUAUGCGGGUUACCAAAUGCCAUUGUCAAGCAUGAGCCCGCAGAUGCUUGUACUGACCCUAAUCCUCUAGCAGCCACCACAGGUAGGACUUGGACACUAAUUAGGGAAGGCUGUUGUUAGAAAGGAAAAGGCAGUUUCCAAGACGGUACCACCUGUCCACUCUACGGGCACAAGUCAAAGCUGAAUCCAAUCUGCGUUACUCCAACGGACCAGUCCCUCCCAUUUUAGGAGGCAGCACCAUAUGUGAGUAGGGGGACCCCUGAGGAGUACUCCUCAGCCCCGAUCUUUAACGACGUUUGUGCCACUUAGGACCUCCGCUUCCGCUUCCAAACGCACGCAGAGUAUAGAACUGAGCGACCGGGUGGAGUCUUAACUAAAUCCCCGCCUAGCUCUCCCAUACUAGGGUUACAUCUUACCCUGAGUAAGAGAAACCUCUCUCGGCCGGCAAAAUUUCCAAGGCCUUCACCAAUAACAAGGUUAGUUCACUUUCCCAGCAGAAUGACUGCGUGAACAGGAGACCUGGAUAAAAACAAAGUGGUGACACACUUACUUGGAUAACUUUGAAAAUAUCAGUAAGUAUAAGUAAUAGUUGGGGAAGGAAACAGGUAUUAACCUAUUUUCCUUCCCCAACUAUUAAGAGGUUACAGAAAUGCUAACAGGUUACUGGGCUACACAACGCACUCCAGGUCCCUACGCUGUGGCUACUGGAUACCGCGGACAAGGCCUCCAGACAGACUUCACACUCCCACUUCUGGUCUCCAGCCCCAUCUACUUGCCCUCUGCCACCCAAGUCCAAGUUCGAACUGUGUGAACUCUGUGCCCAUCCCCUCUGCUUGGGCAUCCCCGGCCUCUGCUCCAACUUUUCCUUUCCAGUUACGCCUUCCUCCAGCAGCUUCUCUCAGUCCCUUCUGCUCACUAACCUCUGGGAAGGAGAAUCACCUUCUCAUUUAGGUUCUCCUACUACUAGCUACCACUUUCACCGGUCACUUAGGCUCCAAGCAGAGCUUCAGCGUCUCAUGGAGGACCCUCCUUGGUGUCUGGCGUGAAACCAGCCACGCGUUGUCUGCUGGAUCACAUCACUGAACCUUCACUCGCCCAGAGACAGAGUCCACGCUCCCCCCGCAUCCAAACGCGCCUUCCACGGCCCAGACCGACGAGCGACCUACCUCUCGUGCCCACUCGGGAGCCUCCGGCGGCACUGCUUCCUUCAUUGUCCCAUGAACUCCAGAACGUCACACUAGGUGAUAUAGCAGGAGAUACCAGCUAAAUAGCUGAUUAAAAUAGAAGUGUGGUCAUUAGUAAGUUGAAAAACCUCUCCCGGCUUUAUCUAUCAUACUUCGUUAAAUCUUUCUAGCGUCUAAGCAUUUCCCCCUUCCCUCAACCCCUCCCUUCUUUUCCUUGACUACUUGGCUUUUCCAUCACAGUUAAAAGGACCUCAGGGAAUUUAAAAUUAACUAGAA
Molecule: messenger RNA, 3247 nt
Organism: Mustela erminea (ermine)
Lineage: Eukaryota; Metazoa; Chordata; Mammalia; Carnivora; Mustelidae
Product: cytochrome c oxidase assembly protein COX20, mitochondrial
Exons: 4
Coding region: 370-723 (117 amino acids)
Biological process (GO): mitochondrial respiratory chain complex IV assembly
Cellular component (GO): mitochondrial inner membrane; mitochondrion
Source: RefSeq, a predicted model, not a curated record